AUGUCCUCAAGGCAAGAUUUUUCUCACGGUUAUUCUGUUUAUGUGCAUUACACUUUCCCUAAGAUAUCUAUUUUUUCUUUUUACUUCUUAUUCAGAGAUAAUCUCGCGUCUUAUGCGGCAGAUUAUCCAGUGCAAUUCAUCUUGGGUUACUGCUCAACAUACAUAUUCAUGCAGACAUUUAUGAUUCCGGGAACAAUUUUCAUGUCAUUACUGGCUGGCGCUUUAUUCGGAGUAGUUAGAGGCAUUUUCCUAGUUGUCUUCAAUGCCACUGCUGGAGCAUCUUCCUGCUUUUUCUUGUCUAAGUUGAUUGGCAGGCCCUUAGUUAGUUGGUUGUGGCCUGACAAAUUAAGAUUUUUCCAGGCAGAGAUUGUGAAGCGUCGAGAUAAGCUUCUGAAUUACAUGCUUUUCUUGAGGAUUACACCCACGCUACCGAACCUUUUCAUCAAUUUGGCUUCUCCAAUUGUUGACAUACCAUUUCAUGUCUUCUUUCUAGCCACUUUGAUCGGUCUCAUUCCAGCAUCUUAUAUCACUGUUAGAGUAAGUCUGACCUUCUCCAUAGAUGUUCUCAGUUGUCCUACAGUGCAAUUUCUUUCCUUUAUGUUUUCUCUUUUUUUUUCCCAAGCAUUCUUUUGCGUGAUAUUCCUUUCUGUUCUGUUAAAUUGUUGUUAUUUUCCCGCUUUCCAUCUUAUUCCUCAUUUCAAAUGCAUUUCUUUGUUUUUGCAUAUUUUAUUGUUUAAAGACUUAAAUUCCAGGCCCUAGGUGUUUUUUGAUAAAUGGUUGUCCUCUUUAUUCUUGUGAGGAUAUUGAGUGACCUUAUAGAUAUUUUCCUUCACAUGUAAAUUUUGUAUACAGUUUGUAUCUCCUUGGUGUUUGUGGAUAGAUGUUAUUUUUUCUUUUAAAAAAAAUGUUUGGAGACUUGAAAUUGCUCAAAUAUCCUUCAAAUGGCCUACAAGAAAGAUUUUUUGACCUCUCUCAUACUGUUCAUUUCUUGUAAGCUUCUGAUCUACUAUACCCUUGCCCAAAGUUGUUGGUAAUACCGGACUCGUUUUUGGAAUGGGUACGACUAUCUUGUCAAUAUAUAUCACUAAUUUUAGAAUUGUAGCAUGUAAUUCCACAUAUCACUAUGUGGAGCAAUGCAUCUUGUAAAAAUUUUCUAUUUAUAUUGACCUUCCAAAAUUCAGUACCUGAUACUUAAGUAUAGACAUGAUUGGCAUGGCUGUCUGAAUGGAUUCUUUUAAAUGAAGUUACUGAUCACUUCUUUGCAAAUUCACUCAAAGAACCAAGACAAUCAGAAAAGGUCAUUUGGCUUACAAGUCAUCUGCAACUAAUCCUUUGUUCUAAAAGAGGAGAGGGUAGUUACCUGGCCAUGUAGACCCUAGACAUGAGUAUUAUGGUCAUUGCUUCAUGAGAUGCUGACCUAUGCUUUUUGAGGUGGGAAAUAGACAAUAUCAGAGUUUUUCUUGACUAGAGGAUACAAACACGAAGAUAGAACUCUGCAAUUUUUUUUUGUGGGAAAGGUGGUGCUGAUAUACAAAACUUGAGUAGCGUUUGCUUGUGGCUUUGCCUCUUUGCUGUUUUGUUGAUGCACAGUGGAAUAUUUUGAGAAUCAAGAGUAAAUUUGAAUUGGAAAUUAGGUUUGAAGGAACUUAUUGACUCUCAUAAUUCUGAAAUAUUUGCUAUAACUCGAGAAUCCUCACUUUACGUUUGUAUCAUCAAUAUCUUUCUCGUUAAGGUGUAAUAUUCUCUUUUAAUUCUGUAAUAAUUCUGUAACAAUAUUCAUUUCAUUCCAUGACUAAG
Messenger RNA from Carica papaya (papaya), 1797 nucleotides. Lineage: Eukaryota; Viridiplantae; Streptophyta; Magnoliopsida; Brassicales; Caricaceae. The record is from RefSeq and is a predicted model, not a curated record.